AUGUCGCGGGGCCCGUCGUUAACGAGCUUUUUGGAAUCUCUUCUCCCCAAUCCUACCAUUGCUGUGAUGAUUCUGCGCAACAGCAAAUUGUUCAAAUCGCCUCUUCAGAUCAACCAAAAACCUCAUCCAGUACACACUGACCCAGAAGGUCUCAAUGGCGAUCUGGCCCUUCCACCAUCCGCGCAUCCAGUCCUCUUCGCUCGGCAGCUGAUCCAACUUGCCCUUUGCCUACGGCAUUCUGACUCUGAAGCUUCCAAACAGCUUCAAGUACACUUGAAUGAGUCCGUUACCAGUGCAGCAAGUCGCUACUUUGAUGCUGCAUGUGGUUAUGUCUUGUCUCAUGACGAAUUGAUAUGCUCUCUCGAGGGAUUACAAACUCUGAUGCUGCAAGGGCGUUACUAUAUCACCAUCGGAGAUCAUAGAAAAGCGUGGGUCAUCCAUCGACGGGCCUCCAGCAUCGCAUCCACAAUGGGAAUCCCCCUACUGGCACAGACCAUGGGUGGCCAUGCAGACUCUGUGUGGUUCCAGCUGGUCUAUAGCGAUCGCUUUCUUUCUCUUAUGCUUGGGUUGCCUUUUGCAAUUACAGAGGACUACUUAGAAAGGACAGACUGCAAGAACAACAGCACGCCAGCUCAACGCUUGGAGCAAGUCCAUGUCCUGGCUGCGGGGCGAAUUAUUGCCCGAAACAUGCGCAUGCAAAGGCGUGACAUGCCGUGCGAAAUGCCGUGGACAUCUCAUGAUGAACUCACCGAAACGAGAGACAUUGACCAAGAGUUGAAAAAAGCCACGAGGCUUCUUCCAUCGAACUGGUGGCUGGGUUCAGGUCUAAACCAUGCAACUCAGGAAGGUGAGGUACUUGAAAGUACAGGAAGGCUAUUGGUUCAAAUGCACCAGCACUACCUUCUAGUCCUUUUGCAUCAACCGUAUCUCAUUCAGAGGCUUUGUUCUGGCAUCCAUGUCGAUGGUCUUCAAAUUUCAUCUGAAAGUACUUACAGCACACUCGCUGCUGCCUCUGCGAGUCGUGAAAUGAUCUCGCAUUAUCUUCAAUUUCGCGGGUACCAUCGAUCUCCAUCUUCCCGGGCUACGGACGACAAGUGUUUUUUGGCCUGUAUUACCCUCCUAUUUGCCCACUUGGAUGGCCACCGUCAAAGUAUCAUGAAUGUUUUGGAGCACCAAAGAUGCCAUGACAUAGGCAUCAUUGAACGGGUGAUCUGCUUCAUGAAGGAUCUCUCCGUUCUGAACGAGAAUCCUCUUGCUGCGACACGAUCACAGACCCUCAGCGAGCUUUUGAAGGCUGAGGCCUCUGCAGCGGACGGUCUACCUUACUACUUUUGGAUUGGAGAUGAAAUAAAUGCAAGUGGGGCCAGAGAUGCUGAAAAUACUCUGUAUGACAUUCAAAUAUUGGUGCCUUACUGUGGAAACUUGCAUAUCUCACGACACGCACGCCAUAAUCCUCGUGCCGAAGUUGCCAGGUAUGACUUCUUCGCCUUGUCGAAUAUCGCUCCGGAUCUUAUUAACAGCCCGGUUGGGCUUACUGCUGCGGAAGAAAAUUUCUUGACCAUAGAUGAGCCAUCAUUUGAAGAAACGUACUAG
This is a messenger RNA of Penicillium daleae, 1593 nucleotides long. Its product is annotated as fungal specific transcription factor domain-containing protein. Gene Ontology annotation, biological process: DNA-templated transcription. NCBI's taxonomy places the organism in Eukaryota, Fungi, Ascomycota, Eurotiomycetes, Eurotiales, Aspergillaceae. The transcript has a single exon. The coding region runs from base 1 to 1593 and encodes 530 amino acids. Gene Ontology annotation, molecular function: DNA binding; zinc ion binding. The record is from RefSeq and is a predicted model, not a curated record.